Talaromyces atroroseus is the source of this 377-nucleotide messenger RNA. RefSeq lists its product as hypothetical. The transcript has a single exon. The annotation marks the transcript as partial. Gene Ontology annotation, molecular function: NADPH dehydrogenase activity; FMN binding; NADP binding. Gene Ontology annotation, cellular component: intracellular anatomical structure. The record is from RefSeq and is a predicted model, not a curated record. Lineage: Eukaryota; Fungi; Ascomycota; Eurotiomycetes; Eurotiales; Trichocomaceae.
CAGUCAGGAAAGCUAUCCCGCCCGAUAUGCCGCUGUUCCUUCGCAUAUCCUCCACAGAUACUAUGGAAGACACUGAGCUGGACAAGACACUGGGAUCUUGGGAUGUCGAGUCAACAAUCAGGGUUGCCAGGGAGCUUCCUGCUCUAGGGGUCGAUUUGCUGGAUAUCAGCAGCGAUGGUAAUAACCCAGGCCAGCUUUUCGAUGGCGUUAACGUCAUAGAUUUCUAUGUGAAUAUUGCUGGCAGGAUCAGAGAUACUAUCCACGUUGAGGGCCUGGAGCUGCUGAUCGGUGCUGUUUGCAUGAUAUCACGACAGCAGAUCAGGCCCAGAAAAUCGUGCAACAGCCCGAGAAGGGCUCAAAUGCGGAAGGUCUGGUAA